Penicillium roqueforti is the source of this 468-nucleotide messenger RNA. RefSeq names its product cytochrome b5-like heme/steroid binding domain-containing protein. The record is from RefSeq and is a predicted model, not a curated record. The transcript has 2 exons. Bases 1 to 468 code for a protein of 155 amino acids. Gene Ontology annotation, cellular component: endomembrane system; membrane. Lineage: Eukaryota; Fungi; Ascomycota; Eurotiomycetes; Eurotiales; Aspergillaceae.
AUGUCUAUCGCGACGCCCAUCAACCUAGUCUUAGUCUCGCUCUUCGGAGUCUUGGUGUACUGGCACUUCCGUCCCAGGGCGCCCAUCACUCUCCCCCGUGCGCCGCCGCCAACUGUCUUUAAGACCUACAUUCCCAAAACUCUUAUUGAGUUCAACGGCGAGGAAGGCCGCCCCGUUUACUUGUCUGUCCGCGGGCGCGUCUUCGACGUCACUCCUGGCAGGAACUUCUAUGGACCGGGCGGACCUUACGAGAACUUCGCUGGCCGGGACGCGUCGCGCGGCUUGGCUUUCCAGAGCUUCGAUGAGGAAAUGCUGACCACGGAUCUGUCGGCGCCGUUGGAUGAUUUGAAGGAUUUGGAUGCGGAUCAGCUGGAGAACCUGCAGUCCUGGGAAGACCGCUUCAUGGAGAAGUACUUGGUCGUUGGAAAGCUGGUGGCUGAGGGUGACCCCGAAGCUCCUAAAUCGUGA